Rangifer tarandus platyrhynchus (Svalbard reindeer) is the source of this 573-nucleotide messenger RNA. The record is from the annotation of a GenBank genome assembly. NCBI's taxonomy places the organism in Eukaryota, Metazoa, Chordata, Mammalia, Artiodactyla, Cervidae.
AUGCGCAAUGAUUCACUAGGACCUCAGCAUACAAUCAGACUCAAGGUUAUUAUUUAUCACAGUGAAAGAGAACAGAACAAAAUCUUCAAAGGAAAAAGGCACACAGGCAAAAUCCAGAGAAAACCAGGGAACAAGGGAAGGAUGUCUGCUCAGGCCACUCUGAAAGUUCUCAUCUGCACAAUAAGCAGCGUGCCCGGCAGCCCUCACCUGGCACUCGCCAGCACCAUAGCCUCCUUCUCGGAGCUCGCCUGCAUCUACUCGGCCCUCAUCCUGCAGGACACAGAGUGUAAGAUCAAUGCCCUCAUUAAAGCAGCCGGUGUAAAUGUUGAACCUUUCUUUUUUUUUUUUCCAUUUAUUUUUAUUAGCUUGUUUGGAAAGGCUUUGGCCAAUGUCAGCAUCGGGAGCCUCAUCUGCAAUGUGGGGGCUGGAGGACUUGCCCCAGCAGCUGGUGCUGAUACCGCAGGAGGUCCUGUCCCCUCCACCACUGCUGCCUCAGCUAAGAAGAAAGUAAAAGCAAGGAAAGAAGAAUCUGAAGAGUCUAAUGAUGACAUGGGCUUUGGUCUUUUUGACUAA